AUGGUACAAAGUGAGGAACAAUCUACAAACUUAACAUCUUCCAUGAACCACUCAGUCUCACAUAACAGUCUGGUAACAGGCAUCAAACCGACGUCAAGUAACUCAGCAAAUGCCGCUAAUAAACGUAGAAGAGUCACAAGAGCUUGUGAUGAAUGUAGAAAAAAGAAAGUCAAGUGUGAUGGUAAACAGCCCUGCCUUCACUGCACGGUGUAUUCGUACAAUUGUACUUAUCAAAGUCCAAACACUCGUAACAAGAAAUCCGCCAUUGCUCCAGAAAAACAAACGCUAUCUAUGAUUACUGCCGCCGUGAAUCAACACCACAAUCAACACAAUCAACAGGCAAAUCUGUGGGCACAGCCAUUCAAAUCACCCCAACAAUCUCAGUCUGAGAUAUCUGACAGGAAUGCAGUAUAUAAAAACAUCAUCAAGUUGAUGUUUCCCAAACUUAACUUCGAUGAAGAUCAACUGAACAUUGCCUCCUUAAUGAAAUUGGAAAAAUUUGAAAAGGUAAUAACGUAUUUGACUAAAUUGAAGGGCCCUGGCGAGUCAAUUAAUAUUCAAGAAAUUACCAAUUUGUAUAUGGAUGGGCAAUCUCCUUUGAAAGCUGAGAGAAUGGAACGGCAGUCGUCAGUCUCCUCGGUGGAUGACCAAAUCUCUGUGACCUCUAAUUCCAUUGGACGUGAGAUUAAAAUAAUCCUACCUUCGAAAGAAGUUGCUCUAAAAUUGAUCUACACAACGUGGAAUGAAGCGUGUGUUUUGUUUAGAUUCUACCAUAGGCCUUCAUUGCUUGAAGAAGUUGAUUUACUCUACAGCAUAGAGCCUAUAAAUUAUACUGAUAGACAACAAAAGUUCUUGCCCUUCAUGUAUAGUAUAUUGGCGUGUGGGCUGUUGUUUUCCAAACUGAUGACUCCUCCCUCAUCAAAUCAAGGAAGCCAAAGUGAAAAACUGGCUGCCACUGCCGAAGCAGCUGCCGCAGCGAAUAGUAAUGAAAGUCUUGAAGAUGACGGGUUCCGCUACUUUAUGGAAGCCAGGAAGCUAAUCGAUAUUACUAAUGUGGGUGACAUUAUAUCUAUCCAAACUAUUGUUAUGAUGGUUUUAUACUUACAGUGUUCUGCAAGGUUAUCCACUUGCUACUCCUAUAUUGGUAUUGCUCUCAGAAGUGCAUUGAAAGAAGGAUUACAUAGAAAUUUGUCCAUUUUCCAAAAUGCAAAGAAUAAAUUAACUCCAAUUGAAAUUGAUACAAGGAAAAGACUUUUUUACACAAUUUAUAAGAUGGACAUUUAUAUCAACUCUUUAUUGGGGCUACCAAGGUCUAUUAAUGAAGACGAGUUUGACCAAGAAUUCCCUGAAGAGUUGGAUGACGAAAACAUAACGGUAGAUUCUUUCAAUUAUGAAGAGCAGCAGGGAAGGUUGUCGUCAGCAGGAUGUGCUAACCAUCAUACCAAAUUAAUGUUGAUUAUCAGUCAUAUUGUGAGAGACUUGUACCCUAUUAAAUUGCAUAAGAAAGGUGGUCUGGUAAGUGGCGCUGGGUCGAUUCCUGGCGAGAGACACGGAGUCGACAGGCUAACCCCUGAGUAUACACAUUCCAAAGUCACUGAAAUUGAAUUAGAAUUAAAGUUGUGGCUUGAUAAUUUACCACUGGAAUUAAAGCCUACUGACCCCAAUGUUUCUGAUUCUGGAAAACAUAUUCCUAAGAAAUUCCUACUUGCUAAUUGUUAUCUACACCUUGCAUUCCUUAAUUGUCAGAUUAUGCUCUAUAGACCUUUUAUUCAUUUCAUUAGCAAUGGAACUAUAAACAGGAAAUCAGAUCCGAGAUCUCUAAUCAGGGGAAGAAAUUGCAUAAAAGUUGCAAGAAUGGUUGUGAAGCUAGCAAACAAAAUGAUUGAUCAAAAUUUACUCAUAGGUACAUACUGGUUUUCGAUGUACACUAUUUUCUUUUCAAUUGCGUGCUUGAUUUAUUAUUUUCAUUUUGCUAAUUACACUAACAAUAAUAACAGCACUACAGCUGGUGUCAAUUAUGCAGGUGUUUUAUUCGAUGACGAUUUAAAUAUUGAUAUGAUCAAGAAAGAUAUUGAAAUUGGGAAAAAAGUGUUAGAUUGUUUAAAGAAUAACUCCAAUUCUUCUUUGAGAAUCUUCAAUAUUUUGAAGAAUUUAUUUGAACAAUUGAAUAGAAGGACUGCGACCAAUUCUAAGGAUAAAAAUGGCAACGAGCCAAUAAUACAUGGAAAUGAGAAUGCAGCUGCCGAACAUUUCGAACAAGAGAGGAAGCAAUCACCUAUGAAGGACAUGAAAGUAGAGUCGACAUUCAUUAAUUUCGAUUCCAUGAAUAACUUUAAUUCGAUUGAUAAUCCACCUAGGAAAAGAUCAAUGUCAGCAUACUUCAAUCCAACUUUCAGCUUGGACACCAAUGAAAACUUUAAAGUGGAGAACGACAUCGAGCCUGCAGUAACAAAGCCUAAUAAACCUCAUCCUCUAUCUCAAAGCGUGUUAAAUUCGACCAAAGACUCGUCAAACCGGAGCCUGGCGCUUCCCACUGCAGCAACUUCUUCAUACUCCGAUGACAAUCUUUCUACUGAUGAUUAUAUGCCGGGGGUAAUUGAUAAGCUUGAUGCACAAAUCUUUGGUAGAAUUCUCCCACCUUAUAUGCUUGAGAAGAAUGCCAAGAUUGCUGCUGCGGUUAAUGGACAUUCCAAUUUUAAUUCCAGAAUGAAUUCUAACUCUGCUUCUAACGUGGAUAUACAGUCAUUUGACAAUGAACAAGGAUUUGAUGAUGCCAACGUUGAUUUGGAUCAAUUUGACUUUGGCCAGCUUGAGAAUUUGAUGUUUGAUAAUACGAUUGAUCAAUUGGAUCCAUUUAAUCCACAAUAUAGCCAACAGGCUUCUCCUGGACGCUGA
Molecule: messenger RNA, 2895 nt
Organism: Dujonia railenensis
Lineage: Eukaryota; Fungi; Ascomycota; Pichiomycetes; Serinales; Debaryomycetaceae
Source: the annotation of a GenBank genome assembly